CCGUGAGAAAGUAAGGUUAGCGCGAACGGGCCUUCAAAUAUGUAAACGCAAUGUUAUUGGUCGUUUGUCAGUAGAGCCGUAAAAUCAUUGGCUGCGACAGCUCAAAAAGUAAGCGGUGCGGUUUUAUUGUCCUUCCCAUAAGGCACUUUGAGCAUCAGCUGCGAUUCACUUUAAAAAUAAAUGCUGGUGUAAGUCGCCUCGUGGCAAGCGCUGUGAUACCAGUCGACAUAAGGCACGGGAAAAGAUUAACCUUGAAAAUAAUAGUUACGAAAGAAAGAACAUGUCAUUCCAUGAAACGCCGAGCCCAAACAGCCAGGAGGUUGUCGAUAUAACCACCACCCACUAUCAAGGACCGGACUUCACACUGACUCAUUACCCCAGACAAGGUAAGCUGUAAUUCUUCGUUCGCUUUGAAGACAGGAGACGCAGAGCCGCUUACUGUUAAUGUUGUCCUGUUUAGGAUUCGGUGUCAACAGCGGUCGAAUACUUAGCAUUGAAACUGUAACUACCAUCAGGGUCCAAGCCAGUAACGGAGAAAUAUUCACCAUUAUUCGGAGCGAAAACGGAGGUAAGCAUGUAUACUGAAAAAUUAACUAGGCGGUUGCCAGUCAAAAGUUAAACAAUACAGAAGAGCUAGCCUAGUUGUGUACCAAUUUUACUCUUGACAAUAACAAUCAAAACCAAAGUUAAAAACGAAGCGGGCUAUUUGUUCUUCCCAACUAAAAUUUCACGGACAUGUCCAUUAUUCUCAUGGAACGAUGCCCAAGUCUUGUGAUACGCUAUGAUCCUUGAAUUAAUACAUUUUGGUACAAUAAUAUCAUUUCAUUCAAAGCAUGUGUAGGCGAAAGUGUAGCUCCUAACUGUUCAAAUAGCAAUAGCAAUAAAACAAUAGCAUCUACUAAAACCUGUUACAUGCGAACUAACGGUUUAAAGAAAGCGUUAACUGUAACACUCGUGUUUGAGAUCAUUCAUGUUUUUUCCCUUUUAGUGUAUAGCACAAACAACAGAAGAACUCAAGUAAGACGACGACGUUGAAAAGGUAAAAGCCCAGCAUCCUUAUAAUUUUCUUGCUUUCUUACGCCAUGAGGUUGGAAGGUAUGCAUCGAUGGCAUUAAUCAAAGACAGUAAUUACUAAUGUAACAGUGUCAAAUUGCUUUAUAAACAUCACUGACAUACUCACAGAGCAACAACCACGUACUAUUGGAUAACUGUCACCGAUUACUGCACAGGAAUUUCGCCAGUGGCCUCAUAUCUCAGAAUAACCUUAGCAUGGUCACACUUCAGAAUUUCAUCCACGUUGUACAGCAUUAUUAACAGCACUAGAGGAACGGGAACGUUCUUCUCAAUAGCAAUGGAUAUACUUUAGAAAAUAGUCAAUAAUAGGGAAACAUGACUUGUAUAUCUGGUUACGAUGAUGUGAGUUAUGAUCCGGGUAAGGCGGGCGGAAAGCAAUUUCGUUUGUAAUUGGGCAAUACGCUUUCCUCAUAUAGGAAUGUUUACAUUUUUACACAGAGAAUGCAUAAACCUACGAAAGAGUUUACGAAAUAAAACGUACUUAAACUCCAUCUUGAAAGGGCGUUUCCUUGUGUUUAAAUAUUUCGACCAGUCAUAUGAGUUGCAAAAAAUAGCCAAGAAAAGGUUACAGUUUCACUUGUUCCUCGCAUAGGAUUUCUGUAAUAUUUAGACUCACACGAGAUUUUUUUGUAAAGAAGUUGCUUGAAAAAGUAAGGAUUAAUAUACAGGCUGCUUCGCGAAUGCUUCGAAAAUUUUGGUUUUAAAACCAAUCAGAAGUAUAGUACAGAUAAUAGUUAUCACCUUUUCCACAUGUUCCUUGCCGUUUUUUCCUAUCUUCUUAUUUGGACCAUUUCUUAAAGUGUAUGCAUUUGCAACCUAAAACUUCUACAAUUCAUAUUUGGCGAGAGAAAAACUUUGUAUUUUUUUAUUAUCUUAUUUCAGGAUUUCCAGGAGACUCUGAAACACUGGACCUUUGUAGACAAGACUGGUAGAAUACUUGCAUUCAAAUGUAAUAAACUGUCCACUUUAUCUAAAAACACCUAUGAGCUGUAGGUUUCUUAAUACAAUUCCAGCGACUAACAAUAAUUUUAUGCCUAACUAUGGUUUCAGCGC
This is a messenger RNA of Porites lobata, 2127 nucleotides long. The record is from the annotation of a GenBank genome assembly. Lineage: Eukaryota; Metazoa; Cnidaria; Anthozoa; Scleractinia; Poritidae.